Molecule: messenger RNA, 5453 nt
Organism: Sarcophilus harrisii (Tasmanian devil)
Lineage: Eukaryota; Metazoa; Chordata; Mammalia; Dasyuromorphia; Dasyuridae
Gene: ERCC4
Product: ERCC excision repair 4, endonuclease catalytic subunit
Exons: 11
Coding region: 437-3196 (919 amino acids)
Biological process (GO): double-strand break repair via homologous recombination; resolution of meiotic recombination intermediates; nucleotide-excision repair involved in interstrand cross-link repair
Cellular component (GO): nucleotide-excision repair factor 1 complex
Molecular function (GO): damaged DNA binding; single-stranded DNA binding; single-stranded DNA endonuclease activity
Source: RefSeq, a predicted model, not a curated record
AGAAAAUUGAUACUGACGCAUCACCCAAGCGGAUAAACAAGAGAGAAUCACUAAUUCUAGCGCCGUUGCAUCUAACAAGUUUCACAAAAUUGAUUUGUCAAUUCCUGAUGACCGGAGCACGGGUAAUUUGCUCCAAUUUUUAAAAAAUAAAUUGACAAUCUUGGUAGCUCUCUCUCCUCACACGGAGUGCGCCGGAUUUCCAAACUGAGUAAAAGCCAGGAGGGCCUUGGGAGGAACCGGAAAGGGCCUGGGCCGUUCUUAGCCGCCAUGAGGCUCAGAGGGGAAGGAGGCCCGAGCAACGGCGGCGAUGGCGGCUCCGCCCGUUUCCCCGGGAUCUCAGAGCCCGCGCGCAGGCGCUCCUCCGCCUUUUCCGCAGCCGUCGCGUCGGCUUUAGCUCGGUUUCGGCUACCUCCGCCUCCGACAUUUCGGCCCGGGGAUGCUGCACUCGCCCUUGGACCCGGAAGAGCUACCCGGAAGUUCCGGUACCGGCUCCUCGGGGGCGGCCAUGGCGCCGCUUCUGGAGUACGAGCGGCAGCUGGUGCUGGAGCUGCUGGAAACCGAUGGGCUGGUGGUGUGUGCCCGCGGGCUCGGGGCCGACAGGCUCCUCUAUCAUUUUGUCCGGCUGCACUGCCACCCGGGCUGCCUGGUGCUGGUGCUCAACACCCAGCCGGCUGAGGAGGAAUAUUUUAUCAAUCAGCUGAAGUUAGAGGAUGUUGAACACCUUCCUCGGCGGGUGACAAAUGAAAUUGCAAGUGGAAGUAGAUAUGAGGUUUAUACCCAAGGAGGUGUCCUUUUUGUAACAAGUCGAAUUCUUGUGGUAGAUUUCUUGACUGACAGAAUUCCUUCAGAUUUGAUUACUGGCAUUUUGGUCUAUAAAGCUCACAGAAUCAUUGACUCUUGUCAGGAAGCCUUCAUAUUGCGUCUCUUUCGUCAAAAAAAUAAAAAUGGUUUCAUUAAAGCUUUCUCAGAUAAUGCAAUUGCCUUUGAUACUGGCUUUUGUCAUGUGGAAAGAGUUAUGAGAAAUCUUUUUGUAAGAAAAUUGUACCUGUGGCCAAGGUUUCAUGUAGCAGUUAACUCGUUUUUAGAGCAACACAAGCCUGAAGUAGUUGAAAUACAUGUUGCCAUGACUCCUGCCAUGCUUGCUAUCCAGACAGCUAUUCUGGACAUUUUGAAUGCAUGUCUGAAGGAAUUAAAGUGCUACAAUCCAUCUCUUGAAGUAGAAGAUUUAUCUUUAGAAAAUGCUAUUGGAAAACCUUUUGACAAGACAAUUCGUCACUAUUUAGAUCCUUUGUGGCACCAGCUUGGAGCAAAGACUAAGUCUUUGGUACAAGAUUUGAAAAUACUACGAACUUUGUUACAGUAUCUCUCUCAGUAUGAUUGUGUCACAUUUCUUAAUCUUCUGGAGUCUUUAAGGGCAACUGAGAAAGCUUUUGGCCAGAAUUCAGGAUGGCUGUUUCUUGACUCUAGUACUUCAAUGUUUGUAAAUGCUCGAGCAAGAGUUUAUCACAUUCCAGAUAUCAGAAUGAACAAAAAGUGCAAAAUGACUGAAAAAACAGACCAAGAAGGCCAAGAAUUGAAAAGAGAACUGGUACUAGAAAGCAAUCCUAAAUGGGAAGCCCUAACUGAAGUAUUAAAAGAAAUUGAAAUAGAAAAUAACAAUAGUGAAGCUCUUGGUGGUCCAGGAAAAGUACUUAUUUGUGCAAGUGAUGAUCGAACAUGUGCACAGCUUAGAGAAUAUCUCACUAUCGGAGCUAAGACUUUCUUAUUGAAGCUAUAUACGAAAACCUUUGGAAAGGAUAAAGCUGGAGAAGUAAAGAUGAAAUUCAGUAAAGAAGAUAAUUCUAAAGGAAACCUGAAAUCUAGCAAAGAAUCCAAAGUUUCAAAAGCCAAGAUCAGGACUUCCAAAAAACAAAGACCUACAAAGAAGCAAGAAUUGACUUUAACUCAGAUGGUAACAAAGAUUGAGGAUGAAGCUGAGGAAGUUGAUUAUAAAGAAAUAAACAACAGCCAAGAAAACUGCCUGAAGGAAACUGGACCUGAAGUGUUUGGUGUGAAAUUAUCAUCUGAUGCAGCAUAUGGCAUCCUGAAAGAACCCCUCACUGUCAUCCAUCCACUUCUGGGUUGUGGUGACCCCUAUGCCCUAACCAGAGUAUUACAUGAAGUGGAGCCAAGAUAUGUUGUCUUAUAUGAUGCAGAACUAACAUUUGUUCGUCAACUUGAAAUUUAUAGGGCAAGUAGGCCUGGAAAGCCUAUGAGGGUCUAUUUUCUUAUCUAUGGAGGUUCAACUGAAGAACAGCGCUAUCUUACUGCUUUACGGAAAGAGAAAGAGGCUUUUGAGAAACUCAUUAGAGAAAAAGCAAGCAUGGUUAUCCCUGAAGAAAGAGAAGGGAGAGAUGAAACAAACUUAGACCUGGUAAGAGAAGCUACAUCAACAUAUGCUUCUACUGACACUCGCAAAGCAGGUGGUCAGGAAAAGACUAAUUUGCAACAAAGUAUAAUUGUGGACAUGAGAGAAUUUCGAAGUGAACUUCCAUCUCUGCUUCAUCGUCGAGGCAUUGACAUUGAACCAAUUACAUUAGAAGUAGGAGAUUACAUCCUAACUCCAGAAAUAUGUGUCGAGAGAAAAAGCAUCAGUGAUUUGAUUGGUUCUUUAAAUAACGGUCGCCUCUAUAGUCAGUGCAUCUCCAUGUCUCGAUAUUAUAAGCGACCAGUACUUCUGAUUGAGUUUGAUCCCAGUAAACCUUUCUCUCUUACUUCUCGAGGUUCUCUACAUCAGGAAAUUUCCAGUAAUGAUAUUAGUUCCAAACUCACUCUUCUUACUCUUCAUUUCCCAAAACUUCGGAUCCUUUGGUGUCCUUCCCCCCAUGCAACUGCUGAGUUGUUUGAGGAGUUGAAACAGAACAGGCCACAACCUGAUGCAACAACAGCCAUGGCCAUCACAGCAGAUACUGAAACCCUUCCUGAUUCAGAAAAAUACAAUCCUGGACCACAAGACUUCUUAUUAAAAAUGCCAGGUGUCAAUGCCAAAAACUGUUGUUCCUUAAUGAAUCAUGUAAAGAGCAUUGCAGAAUUAACAACUUUGUCACAAGAUAAACUCUCUAGUAUUCUUGGAAAUGCUGCAAAUGCUAAGCAGCUUUAUGAUUUCAUUCAUGCAUCCUAUACAGAAGUUAUUGCUCAGGGAAAAGUUAAAAAGUAAAAUUUUAGAGGUAGUUUAUUUUGAUCACAUGACCACACUCUUUGUUGUCUUUUAUCAUAAUAGCAGUUACAAUCUCAUUUCUUUAACUCAAUCUUUUGUUAUUUCCCAUUAUACUCAGUGGAACAGAAAUCUUAAGAAUUCCAAAGCUGGAAAUCAUCUAGUCCAAGCCCUCAAUUUACAGAAUAAAGAUGCUCAGAGAGGAAAGUUACAUACCCAGAGUCAAUUAACUAGUUAGUAGCCAGAGCUAGAAGUAGAGAUCAAAUCUCCUGAUUUAAGGCCAGUAUUCUUUGAAUCACACCAUCUUAAGAUCCUUCUGAUGAAUCAUGAGAGCUUUUUUAAAGCUACCAACUUUGCUCCUCUUCCCCUUUUGGUAUACUAGCACUGUUAAAAAUGCAGUGUGCUGUGGUGUCCAUUUAAAUUUUUUAACUAUUUAUGGAUGAAGGAAUUUUUUAUGAAUUAAAAUUUGUGCUUCUUUAACUUUGAAGAAAUACAUAUAGUACAGUUUUCUUCUACUAGCUAUACAAAAUAUACCAAUUUAUUACAAAAGAGUUCCAAAGGGAAGGAAAACACCUUUCGCUAUUCCUAUCCAAUUUCCUAUUCUCAGUGUAAAAGUAUUGGAAGAUUUAUCUCAGCUGAUUGAAGAGUACAACAGGUAGGAAAAUUAUUAGCCUGAUGAAUUUCUAAUUAGAAUAUAUGUAAUGUGAUAUAGUUUGACUAAUAACUUUUUUAUAACGUAAAGUAAAUUGCCUUGUGUAUUUGUAUUGUGUAAAGUAGAAGUUAGCAGUAUUAAUGAAUUGUUAGAAUUUUGCUUCUUUGAAGAUCCCUAAACUCCUAGAUUACCAGAGCCCCAAAUUCUAGUCUUUAAAAGCUUUCCUUUCUCACAUCCUCUUACGUAUACGUUAAGAUUACAAUUUCCAUAGUACCCCUAUAAUACUUUUUGAGCUUAUUUAUAAUCUGUUCACUUCCACAUUUUAUGCAAUUCUGGAACUACACAUUCUGGUAUGAGAUCUGGAUUACAUGCAACUGAGUGGCUAACUAAAUUGAUGAGGUUUUAUUUUUUUUAUAGUUGAGUUUUAUCCAAAGAAAUACUACACAAGAAUCAGCAAAUAGGAAAAUAAUCAUUGUUCUAGGCUUAAUAUAUUUUUUAAAAUCAAACUUUUAUAGAAAAAAGAGUCCAGCUCAUGCCUCUUUUGUGAAUAAUCUGAUUUAGCAUUCUGCUGAAUACAUAAAAGACUUAAAUUCCAUUCCUUAAAUUGUCUAUAAUAGAAACAGUUUUAUAAUAAUCUGGUUGUUGGCAGUGAAUUUUCUGUUCAUAGUUGAUAGGGACUGUCUUUGACUUCUACAAAAUUAAAAGCCAGUCCAUGUGAUAAUGUUUGCAUUCUUAUCUGUGAAAGUUUUUUUUUUUUUCCACACAACUUGGAAUUUUAAAAAAAACAGUGUGCACAACUGAAUAAAUGUAUUUAUAAAUGUCAUUUGUAGGUUACUUCAGGGGUACUUUUGAUUUAUUGAAAUGUGAAUGUGCUAUAAAGACUGUAUAAAAGUGUGCUUCUAAAUUGAAUUCAAUUAUUAUCAUUAAUUACAUUGUCAUGUAAUAAAAUUGAGAGAUGAUUUGGAGGGGUAGGAUAAGGAUCAUGUAAGAAGAUCAUUUUAAAAUAGACAAAGUUCUAGGCUUUUUUUCUUCAAAACCAAAAACUUGUUAUAAAUUUUCCAGAUAAAAAUGUUAAUGUGGAGUAUUGGAGUUUUCUUAAGUUAUCAUUUUACAUUCACUUUUAUAUUUACUUUAUUUUUGGAAGAGAGCACAAAAUGAUCAAAUAUUCACUGAAAUAGAACAAAUUCUUUUAAAAGAUGCCAGGCUUCAAAUUAUUCCUUGUUUAUUAUAUCUAAUAUAGCUUCAUAGAGUUUAUGAAUACUCUUGUCUCUUAGCACUCUAAUACUAUUAUUCAAUGUUGUAAUAAUAGUUAUUUAAGAAUUAAUCAGUUUCCCUCAUGGAUAUUUGAGAUAUAAAAAUUUUAUCAUUAUCAAUAAAUUUUACAAUGAUAGUCAUUACUGACUCAUUACCAACAGGUUAGCUAAUGCUUUCUUCUGUUAAAUAAAAGAGUAUGUGAAUAUGUAUUCACAUGUAAAUAUACUUUAUCAUGGUUUUCUUGAAUUAUAUUUGAAAUCUUGAUCAUAGAAUCAUAGAAAUGUAUUAUGGCCCAGAACUCUGAACUUGAAACAAAGGAUUCUUACAAGAUACUAAGUCAGUGGAAUUGAUAGA